AUGGAUCAUAGGCUGGUAAUUUUUGCUGUUUCGGUAAUAUUUGGCUUUCUGGUCUGCGGUGAGGCUCCUUUUGUUAAAAUGACGAAUGCAGUGUGCAAGUCCCAUAACCAAUCGUGGGUUGCUGUUCAUUACUGCCGCCUGAAGGCCUAUUCCCGAACCAAGACCAGCUUGAAUAUAAAUGUCACGUUCAUAGAGCCAGCAAAACAUAUUUCAUUGCAUAUGAAGGUGAUGAAGAAGGCCAAUGGGUAUAAGCCCUUUUUGUAUGACUUCACGGUCGACGCCUGCGAAUUCGUGCGAAAGCGGAAUCACCCAGUGGUUAAGAUGAUCUGGAACAUGAUCAGGAAUGUGUCCACCCUCAACCACACGUGUCCCUAUGAAGGCUUGCAGAUGGUGAGCGAUUUCCACCAUGUGGAAAUUCCUAUUCCACUGCCAUCUGGAGACUAUUUGCUUUCACUGGACUGGUUGUUCGAUUGCAAACCGCAGUUGACUACGAAUGUAUACUUCUCAUUUACUGAGGACUGGUUGCCGUCCAGCUCGAAGCACAAAAGGAGCUCCCUGAAUUUCAGAACUGAUGUUUAG
Molecule: messenger RNA, 579 nt
Organism: Drosophila teissieri
Lineage: Eukaryota; Metazoa; Arthropoda; Insecta; Diptera; Drosophilidae
Exons: 3
Coding region: 1-579 (192 amino acids)
Source: RefSeq, a predicted model, not a curated record